AAUUCUUUGAUGGGUUCGUCUGCUUCCCAAUAAUUGACUCUCUGUCGAUUGUCGUGAAGGAAAAUGAUACCUUAAAAAAAAAAAAUCCAAUCAAUUUUGAUUGCCAAUCUUUCACGCAUUGUUCUUGGAUGUGGGUUGCCCCAAAUCGCGACCCACCCAAGAUUGAUACCUCUUCAGUUGAGCUCAACUGGGUAUCUGUCAAUUUCAAUAAUCGGGAGCAGAAAUGCUGAGAAUUGGGACUGUUGGGUUUCUCUGGGUAUGGAGGAUUCUUGUUCUUCUGCAAUUGUCAAGUGGGAUCCUUGGUUGGGGAAGAGAAGGCCACUAUGCUACUUGCAGGAUAGCAGAGGAGUAUCUCACUAAAGAAGCGAAGGCUGCGGUGAAAGAAUUGCUCCCCAAUUCAGCUGGGGGCGAUCUCGCUUCCGUCUGCUCGUGGGCUGAUGAAAUUCGUCAUAGCUACCACUGGCACUGGACUGGUCCAUUGCACUAUGUUGACACGCCUGAUUUCAAGUGCAAUUACGAUUACUGCAGGGAUUGCCACGAUCUUGCUGGAAACAAGGAUCGGUGUGUGACUGGAGCAAUCUACAACUACACAAAACAGCUUAUGGAAUUCGAUCGCGGCAGUUAUUCUGCUGCAACAUAUAACUUGACUGAGGCGCUAAUGUUCUUGUCCCAUUUUGUUGGGGAUGUUCAUCAGCCCCUGCAUGUCGGUUUCACAGGAGAUGAAGGCGGAAACACAAUAAUUGUCCGUUGGUACCGCAGGAAAACAAAUCUUCACCAUGUCUGGGACAAUAUGAUCAUAGAUUCCGCCUUGAAAACAUUCUACCAGUCUGAUCUCACUAACAUGAUUGAAGCCAUCCAGAGGAACAUCACGGAUGGAUGGUCUAACGAUGCAUCGUCUUGGGGGAACUGUGCAUCUAAUCAAACAGCUUGCCCAGACCCUUAUGCUGCUGAAAGUAUCAAGUUAGCCUGCAAAUUCGCAUACAGAAGUGCCACCCCGGGAAGCACUUUGGAAGACGACUACUUCCUCUCACGGUUACCUGUGGUGGAGCAAAGGCUAGCCCAAGGUGGGGUCCGCUUAGCCGCUACACUCAAUCGCAUCUUUGCUUCUGGCGAUAGAGUUGCGGCUGCAUGAAAUUCUCAAGAGAAGGAUAAGGUAACUAUAUAGAAGAUCCCGAGUUCAUCGAUGGUCAUCAUCUUCGUGUUGUACUCUUGAAGUGCAAGGAAGAAAUACUAAUUAAUGCAGUUUAUGGGUAGGGAGAUGUUCAUAUUUUAUGGCUGAUGCUGUCAAAUAUUCCAGAAUAUGCCCCUACCACCUGCCUUUCCUUGUGUAAAUUGUCAACUUCGGGGUCACACAAACAGUUAGGGGGGUGGCCUUGCUUGCAAGCAAUGGAAACCCUUACCCUUCACCUGAUCCUUACACUGCACCCCUUGUAUAUAUAUUUGUGUUUGUUAAUGUAUGUGGAAUCAAAUUUGGGAAACCUCCCAAAAAG
Messenger RNA from Punica granatum (pomegranate), 1490 nucleotides. The record is from RefSeq and is a predicted model, not a curated record. Lineage: Eukaryota; Viridiplantae; Streptophyta; Magnoliopsida; Myrtales; Lythraceae.